Cottoperca gobio is the source of this 2715-nucleotide messenger RNA. It is a transcript of the gene rcn2, whose product is annotated as reticulocalbin 2. The coding region runs from base 557 to 1489 and encodes 310 amino acids. The record is from RefSeq and is a predicted model, not a curated record. The transcript is spliced from 11 exons. Gene Ontology annotation, molecular function: calcium ion binding. Lineage: Eukaryota; Metazoa; Chordata; Actinopteri; Perciformes; Bovichtidae. Gene Ontology annotation, cellular component: endoplasmic reticulum.
GCCUGCAAAUGGUACACACUUACAAAGUCUUCAAGAAGAAGUUGGGACCAACAUGGAGAGCAGGAUAGCUUACAAUAUGAUGGAUGUGUCCCAAUAACUCUUGUGUUGUCCUACUCAACACUCCUCCUGCUGUCAUAUUUUUUGCUAUACUGAUAUGACAAUACAAUUAAACACAAAAAUCUCAAAAGGCCAUUUAUCAUUAUCCAAUAAAAAAUGGGUGUUGCUAGUGGAAGGAGAAACACUUCAGGACCACCAGGGCGGACAACAUCACACCUACGGCAGGAGCCGGAGCUGUUGCUACCAGACCUCUCCCUCCCGUCCCCACCUUGGCUGUUUCUAGGGCCGAGACGGUGCUGCCCAGCACCACGCCGUCGCCCAUCAUGGCGGUUAUCUUUGGACAUCGACCCGAGUAGGUGAAGUUGGGCCAGAAAACGCCCCUCUGUCUAUGUGGGGCCAAAUUCCUUAUAUGCCUAAACAUACAAGUGUGACCGGAAGUGAACCUAUCCCCUGGUGAUGACCCUGGCGUGCAGUCUACUUGUACGGAGGACUUUCCACGAUGGCAUCCUCUGCAUUGUUGGCAUUGCUGGUACUUCAGUUUGGAUAUGGACAAAGCUCUCUUAAACGUCUCCAUGAAGAUCAUUAUAUUGACCAGCAGCACAAUCCUGAACAUGAUCUGAACAUCCUGCUGGGAGAUGAGGACUAUGAGGAGAUACAGACUCUUAGCCCAGCAGAACAGAGGAAACAGUUGAUGAAAAUUGUGAAGCGGAUUGAUACAGAGGCUGACAAUCUGCUAAGUGCAGAGGAGAUAACGCUAUGGAUUCAGCACGUCUACAGAAAAUAUGCACUGGAUGAUGCAGAGGAGCGGUUCCCUGAGUUUGACACUGACAAAGAUGGUGUUGUAACGUGGGAGGAAUACAAUAAGGUCGCUCAUGACCAGCUCAUUAGUUUUGAUGACAGCGCUGCUCCGGAGGAUCCAGAGCAAGAGUCUCUCAGACACCUCCACCUGAAGGAGAAGAGGCGCUUUGACUUUGCUGAUGUGGACGGCACACCCGGGCUAAAUGUGAAAGAGUUUCUCGCCUUCACCCACCCAUCUGAAGUGGAUCACAUGGCUGAUUUUGCCAUUGAAGAUGUGUUGAGUGAAUAUGACACUGAUAAAGAUGGACUCAUCAGUCUGAGUGAAUUUAUUGGAGAUGUUCGAGGUGAUGAUGAUUCCCCUUCACACUGGGAGAUUGAAGAAACGGUGCGGUUUAAAGACCUCUAUGAUCAAGAUAAGGAUGACAAGUUGAAUCGAGACGAGCAGCUCCGCUGGGUCGCGCCUAAUAGCUACGGCUCAGCAAGAGAAGAGGCUCUUCACCUCAUCAAGGAAAUGGACAACGAUGGAGACGGGCAGAUCUCAGAGGCGGAAGUUUUCAAAUAUCAAGAACUAUUCAUGAACAGUGAAGUGACAGACUAUGGCCGACUGCUGAAUGUAUUACACGAUGAACUAUAACUAUACUUUAUGUUCUUGUUUUUUUCCAUGAAGAUGUAAUGUUGCUUUAUUUCCUUUGUUGUACUUCGACAUUAGUCAUGGGAUUUACAUCAUUGUUCAUCUAAGCCUUCAACAACCAUUUGCAGUAUUGAAUGAGAUGGACAUAAUAAGAGGAAAACAUAUAUUGCAACACAAGCAUAGUACAUCUCCAACAGAAGUUGCACAUCUCUAAAAUGUUCUGUUUCAGUCAAAUCUGAACAUCAGAAGCUUCAGGGCUGUUUUAUUGUAUUGCAUAAUAUUGUAAGCCUUUCCUGUUACUGCGUACAAUCUUUAUGCACAUUGUCCUGAACAACAGGGAGGUUCUACUGAUAUUAUUAUUGUAACCACUGUGUAAGGACAACACAUUUGAGUUUGUUUUGAUUACAUUUAUAUGACAGAUUUGUUGAACUGCAGCUGUAUAUCAUUAGUUUUUCUUUCACAUGUGGAAAAAGUGAACUGACAUAAGUAUCCGUCUAGUUGUAUUAACAGUUAACAAGUUGUGUCUCUUCCUCAUUUAAAUCAAAUGAGUAAGUGAAAUAUGUGUUGCCGUUUUGAAGGCUGGUUUCCUGAAUGUGUCAUGAUCCGUUUCACUUGGAUCAAGCAGCAGCCUGUUUCACUGCUGAGCUGUAUAAAGUGACUUAAAGUUGAGUAGAUUCUCCAACAGGGACUAUUUUAACCACUGCCAAGAUGACAGUAAAAUUUGAAGAUGCAUUUUGGGUGAGUUGGUGUGAUGCUACUAAUCCAUAAUUAUUUUUGUGCAUUUUGUGAUUUAUGUUCAGCGCUCAAGUUAACCAUGAGUUUUUACUGAACCGUGAAGUCAGUGUUGUAUUUAAUAUGUUCACUGGAGUUUCAAGCUAAUAUCGUGUAACUUUCCACUUCUACUGUAUUUAUGCUUUUCAUUUUGUCUGGACAGUAUCAAUACACUUGUAAUAUAUUCAGUUAUCGUAGCCUAUAUGUGACUACAGUUAGCUAAACGCUGUCCUGUCUUUAGAUUUCCAAUCUUCUUUGCUUUGUUUCCUUUUUCUCAUUUUGAAACUCACUGAAUGGGUACUGAAUUGUUGCUUGGAUUAAAACAGUAACGAUAAAAAAAAAUGUAUGUACACAAUCGUGAUAAGCGAAACAAUCAUUUUAAUCUCUGGGUUGUGUACAAUGUACAGUAUGUCUAAAACCAGGUGUGCUACACAAACUAAACGGCUCUCUCACCACAA